Suricata suricatta (meerkat) is the source of this 3969-nucleotide messenger RNA. RefSeq names its product solute carrier family 2 member 12 (gene SLC2A12). The record is from RefSeq and is a predicted model, not a curated record. Gene Ontology annotation, cellular component: membrane. Bases 117 to 1925 code for a protein of 602 amino acids. The transcript has 5 exons. Lineage: Eukaryota; Metazoa; Chordata; Mammalia; Carnivora; Herpestidae. Gene Ontology annotation, molecular function: transmembrane transporter activity. Gene Ontology annotation, biological process: transmembrane transport.
AGUUUUUUUUUUCACCCUUUUUAAGCAUGCUACCUUGGGGACAGUGACCACUGUUGCCAGGGGGGUGGACCGGGGCGGCUGGGUGCCACGGGAGCGCCUGUAACUUCUCGGAGACCAUGGUACCUGUUGAAAACAGAGAGGGCCCGGCUCUGCUGAGCCCGAAGGGGAGAGCGGCCCAGACCGACGGCAGCGGCGCGGCCAGCGGCAGCCGGCAUCCCACCGGGGCCACAGGUUGCGGCAUGUUUACUCUCCUGUCAUCUGUCACCGCUGCUCUCAGUGGCCUCCUGGUGGGUUAUGAACUUGGGCUCAUCUCUGGAGCCCUACUUCAGAUAAGAACCUUAUUAGCCCUAACCUGCCAUGAGCAGGAAAUGGUUGUGAGCUCCCUCCUGAUGGGGGCCUUGCUUGCCUCUCUCACUGGAGGGGUCCUGAUUGACAAGUGUGGAAGAAGGGCUGCUAUCAUCUUGUCAUCGUGCCUACUUGGACUUGGAAGCCUAGUCUUGAUACUCAGGUUAUCUUACACGGUCCUCAUAGUGGGGCGCAUUGCUAUAGGGGUUUCCAUUUCACUCUCUUCGAUUGCCACAUGUGUUUACAUCGCGGAGAUUGCUCCACAACACAGAAGAGGCCUUCUUGUGUCACUGAAUGAGCUGAUGAUUGUCAUAGGCAUACUUUUUGCCUACAUUUCAAAUUAUGCAUUUGCCAACAUUUCCCAUGGCUGGAAGUACAUGUUUGGCCUUGUCAUUCCCUUGGGAAUUUUGCAGGCAAUUGCGAUGUAUUUUCUGCCACCAAGUCCCCGGUUUCUGGUGAUGAAAGGACACGAGGAAGCUGCUAGCAAGGUUCUCCGAAGGUUGAGAGCCAUCUCAGAUACAACCGAGGAACUCACUGGGAUAAAAUCUUCUCUGAAAGAUGAAUAUCAAUAUAGUUUCUGGGAUCUGUUUCUCUCCAAAGACAACAUGAGGACCCGGAUAAUGAUAGGCCUAACAUUGGUAUUUUUCGUGCAAGUCACCGGUCAGCCAAACAUAUUAUUCUAUGCGUCGACUGUUUUGAAGUCCGUUGGCUUCCAAAGCAAUGAGGCAGCUAGCCUUGCCUCCACAGGGGUUGGGGUUGUCAAGGUCAUCAGCACUGUCCCUGCCACUCUUCUUGUAGACCACGUUGGGAGCAAAACCUUCCUUUGUAUUGGCUCCUCUUUGAUGGCAGCCUCAUUGAUGACCAUGGGCAUCGUGAAUCUCAACAUCCCCAUGAACUUCACCAAUAUCUGCAGAAACCAUAGCCCUAUCAACCAAUCACUGGAUGAGUCUGUGUUUUAUGGGCCAGGAAAUCGGUCAGCCAGUGAUGACACUCUUAGAGAGCUUUCUAAGGGGAUCACUUCCCACAGCAGAAGCUCCCUAAUGCCCAUGAAAAAUGACAUGGAUAAGAAAGGGAUGACAUCCUUACCUAAUGCUGGAUUGAGCCAAGCUGAAUACCAGAUAGUCACAGAUCCUGCGGAUGUCCCAGCUUUCUUGAAAUGGCUUUCCUUAGCCAGCUUGCUCAUUUACGUUGCUGCUUUUUCCAUUGGUCUAGGACCAAUGCCCUGGCUGCUACUGAGUGAGAUUUUUCCUGCUGGAAUUAGAGGACGGGCCAUGGCGUUAACGUCUAGCAUGAACUGGGGUAUCAACCUCCUCAUCUCUCUGACAUUUUUGACUGUGACUGAUCUCAUUGGCUUGCCAUGGGUGUGCUUUAUAUAUACGAUCAUGAGCCUGGCGUCCCUGGUUUUUGUGGUCGUGUGUAUACCAGAGACAAAGGGACGCUCUUUGGAACAGAUAUCAGCGGAGCUGGCCAAGGCGAACUUUGUGAAAAACAACAUUUGUUUUAUGAGUCACCAUCAAGAGGAAUUAGUGCCAAAACAGCUUCAAAAAAGAAAACCCCCAAGAGGCGCUCUUGUGGUGUAAAAAGCUGUGUGGUAGCAGACAAGCAAGGCAGCUUUCUCCAGAGAUCUGAUGGCCUCAAGCCUUACACACGCUGAUCAAGUAUCAGAACAAUUAGAAGGGGGUCUUUGUACCAAUACGCACUGGCCCUCCCAUGUUUUCUUAGUGUCAUGGAGCUAGUUUUAGAGGGACACCCUAAAAUUAUAAGGAUGACCCUUAAUCUCCACCUCUCAGAAAAUAAAUAAGGUACAAGAUCCCAAGUGAUCUCUUACUCUGAGUAGGAUACUAGGUGAAAAAAAUACUGGCUGGUUCAAUACUUUCCACCUUUUGCAGAGCAGCCUUUGAAAAACUAUAAACUAGUAAUGCAAUCAACUUCUGCCUUAAGGUAUGUACGUCUGGAGGCCAGUCACAGCUCUAUUAUCCAGACACAUGAGUGGCUUGAACACGAGUGUACAGGGUUUUUUUGCCCACAAUGACAGUACUUGCAGUGGGUCUUCUGUAAAAAAGAACUAGGACACAACAUGGACAACUGAUUAGGACAGGAUCCUGGCUAGGACUUCAGUGAUAAUUCCUAAUUAUAGUUGAACAAGUACAAAGAUUAUACAGCUUAUUUGAUGAAUUAUGAACAAGAGUGUAAUGCAAAAUACCCUUGUAUAAAUUUUAUGUAUUAUCAAAUAUUAAAAGAAACAAUUCUGUAACAGUUGAGGAAAGUAAACACUUUUCCAUCCAUUUAAAAUAAUAUGAAUAGAAAAGACAAUUUUAAAAUCCUGGGACCAUAUACACAUGGUAGUAGCUGUUAGUAAAACAUUAGAAAAGGAGUCGGGCCAUUAAGUUAUUUAUCCAAAUCUCUAAUCGAUUAGGUUUGAGCUAUUGUCAAGCUUAUGCAACUCUCUCCUUGCUAAGGCUUUCAUGAUGACUUAAUAGCGACCCACAGUUUCCUGCAAUUCUUUGCACUCCUCAGGAAGAGCCCUACCUCAGGUCAUGGCUACAACUGAUGCUACUUUCAGAUGAAUGCAGACGUAGACUUCAGGACAAUUCCUUCACUGUGUUCCUCUCUAUGACAAAACAGAGGUCGCCAGCUGUACCAGAAGCCUGGGUUUUUACCCACACGACCAUGAAUUGCCCUCUUCUGCAUCUCUCCAGUUUGAAUAUUAGGACUUGGUGGGGCAUUUUACCGAUUUGGAUAUGGCAACAGAAAAUCUACAAUAAAGAACCUUGACCUACUUAAGGAGUAACCCAUUAAAUUACUAUUAUAAGCUAUGGGAGACACACAAAAACUUAAAGCAUGAAUAACCUAACUUGAAAAAGAGUGACAGAUUAUGAUUGGCCUGAAGAAAAGAGAAUCCUACGAGCCAAAACCCUUUGUUAUUUAGGUUGGGCUUUUCCUACUGGCCCCUAACAAACUACCCCAGUUUGACAGAAGGGUGUAUGACCUAGUAACUCCCCUAUAACAAAAAGGAAAGACUAUCAAUCUAUGUAAUUAACAGUGAAACUGUACUAGCAGAGACUCAGGAGAAUGACUCAAAAUCCUGAUUCUGAAACGAAUUCCAUAAUGAAAAUUGGCAGGGAAAGUUAUGAGGGAGACUUGAGAUGUUGCUUCUACCACAGCACAUUCCCUAUGUGAGUUAGAGCAUUUUUUUGUUCUGUAUUUUGGAAAGAGAAGGAAAAGUGUUCUCUAGAGGAUCAAUUUAAGAAAUUUAUUAUGAAUCUUCAGUGGAAUUAUAUGCUGAGAUUUUUUUUUAAGUCAAGACAGGUAAUUUAUAUGAAUUUUUUUCUUUGCCAAGCAUCACAGAGUAUAAGAUAUUGAACAAAACUGUUACAUGUUUCCUUCAAAGUAUAGACAUUAGCUAUUUGUUUUAGCCAUUCACCAUAAAAGGGUGGGAAAUUGUUCAUAAACUUAGGUGGUUUAUCGUGGUCAUUUCAACUUUAGUAUCUUAAAAUGCUCUUACACGUUUCUUUUAUUAUCCUGAGUCUGUGACUAAAUAAUUGUCUUCAAACAUUUUACCCAAUAUGCCCCCCAAUCAGAGCUUUUUGGUUUUCAAAAAUAAAAAAGGGGGAAUACUUAUAA